Molecule: messenger RNA, 1779 nt
Organism: Capsella rubella
Lineage: Eukaryota; Viridiplantae; Streptophyta; Magnoliopsida; Brassicales; Brassicaceae
Product: probable pectinesterase/pectinesterase inhibitor 36
Exons: 5
Coding region: 24-1607 (527 amino acids)
Biological process (GO): cell wall modification
Molecular function (GO): pectinesterase inhibitor activity; pectinesterase activity
Source: RefSeq, a predicted model, not a curated record
CACAACAACUUUAUCUACUAAAAAUGUACACGUUUGUAAAAGUCACCAAAUUAAUCACCAUCAUGUUCUUUCUAGCAUUUGCAGUCCUCGUAACCACCUCGAACACAGCCGAGUUGGAUGUACUGAAGAUGGCUCAAACUGCAGUGGUUGAAGCCAGGACUAGUUUUGGGUCGAUCGCUGUGGUGGAGGCAACGAGUGAAGUUGCUACUAGUCGUUAUCAUAAUUUGGUGUUGAGUGAAUGUGAAAAGCUCUAUGGUGAGGGUGAAGCUAGGCUAUCGAAACUGGUCGUGGCUCAUGAGAAUUUUACUGUUGAAGAUGUUAGAACGUGGCUAAGCGGUGUGCUUGCGAACCAUCACACUUGUUUGGACGGUUUGGCUCAGGAACGUCAAGGUCAUAAGCCUUUGGUCCAUAGUAACGUCACGUUGGUGCUCCGAGAAGCUUUAGCUUUCUACAAAAAGUCUAGAGGUCAUAUAAAAAAGAGGCUGCAUGGACCGGCGAGACCGAACCAUAGACCUGAAGGACAAAAACAUGGACCAAGGAGACCAAAACAUGGACCAACGAGACCCAACCAUGGACCAGAAAGACAAAGCCAUGGACCAUCGAGACCAAACCAAAGCGGCGGAAUGUUAGUGUCAUGGAAUCCAACAAGGUCAAGGGCGGAUUUCGUGGUGGCUCAGGACGGUUCUGCUACUCAUCGAACAAUAAACCAAGCAUUAGCAGCCAUUUCAGGAAUGGGUAAAAGUCGGUCGAACAGAGUGAUAAUCUACAUAAAAGCUGGUGUUUAUAACGAAAAGAUCGACAUAGAUAGACACAUGAAAAACAUCAUGUUAGUUGGUGAUGGUAUGGACCGUACAAUCGUCACCAAUAACCGAAACGUCCCGGAUGGUUCCACGACGUAUGGAUCAGCAACAUUUGGGGUGUCGGGGGAUGGAUUUUGGGCACGGGACAUGACGUUCGAGAACACUGCAGGACCGCAUAAACAUCAAGCUGUGGCGUUGAGAGUGAGCUCGGAUUUGUCUUUAUUCUAUCGGUGUAGUUUCAAAGGAUAUCAGGAUACUCUUUUCACACAUUCACUACGUCAAUUCUACCGCGAUUGUCAUAUUUAUGGUACGAUUGAUUUCAUAUUUGGAGAUGCGGCUGCUGUUUUUCAGAACUGUGAUAUAUUUGUGAGACGGCCUAUGGAUCACCAAGGCAAUAUGAUCACAGCUCAAGGAAGAGACGACCCACAUGCAAAUACAGGCAUUUCGAUCCAACACUCGCGGGUCAGGGCCGCACCAGAAUUUGAGGCGGUUAAAGGUCAGUUCAAGAACUACUUGGGGCGGCCGUGGAAGAAGUACUCUCGGACAGUGUUUCUUAAGACGGAUCUUGACGGGUUGAUUGACCCGAGAGGAUGGAGAGAAUGGAGCGGCGGUUAUGCUCUGUCAACAUUGUAUUAUGGCGAGUUUAUGAACACCGGAACUGGAGCGGGGACAAGCAGAAGGGUCAACUGGCCGGGAUUUCACGUCCUUCGCGACGAGGGGGAGGCUUCUCCGUUCUCCGUCAGCCGAUUUAUUCAAGGAGAUUCUUGGAUCCCUAUCACCGGUGUGCCGUUUUCAGCCGGGGUUUGAGUCACUUUUGACUCUUGAAUGUUACAUCAACACUAUUAUAUAUCAAAGCCUACAUGGCUACAUAUAUAUUUAAGAAUAUUUACCAUUUUAUGUUUUCAAAAUAUUGUUCUUCUACAUGCUUACCUUUCUUUUUUCUUUUCUUUUCCUUUAAUCAUGUUAAAAAUCUUUGGUA